This is a messenger RNA of Odocoileus virginianus texanus, 972 nucleotides long. Lineage: Eukaryota; Metazoa; Chordata; Mammalia; Artiodactyla; Cervidae. The record is from RefSeq and is a predicted model, not a curated record.
AAUGCCUCAAUAUGGAAGUCGCCGUCGUUUGUUACCGCCGGCUGGACAAGAGGAAUACGGUGAGGUGGUUGGUGAAGCUGAAGAGGAGUAUGAGGAGGAAGAGUGGGCAAGAAAAAGAAUGAUCAAGUUAGUUGUUGAUCGGGAGUAUGAAACUAGCUCAACUGGAGAAGACAGUGCUCCUGAAUGUCAGAGAACACGUCCUCAGAAUCCUAAUAUCCACAGUAAUGUCAAUGGCAAUAUAUACAUUGCACAGAAUGGUUCUGUGGUGAGAACCCGCCGAGUCUGCCUCACUGAUAAUUUAAAAGUUACUUCCCCUGUUCGACUGGGGAGACACUUUAAGAAACUAGACAAGUUGGCCGUGACACACGAGGAGAAUGUCCCCCUGAACACAUUAUCAAAGGGGCCAUUUUCUACUGAGAAAGUGAACACAAGACCAACUCUGGUUACAUUUGCCCCUUGCCACAUGGGGACUGACGGUAUGGCAGUGAGGUCUUUGGGGAACAGGUCGAAAAGCACAGUUGAACAGGAAUCCAUGGUUGAGAGUAAGAACGUCAAGGAGGCUCUGGAAUUCCAUAGUGACCACACGCAGUCAGAUGAAGAGGAGCUGUGGAUGGGUCCCUGGAACAAUCUCCAUAUACCAAUGACAAAACUGUGACUGAUUUUUUUAAAAAGUUAUUUUAAUUUUUACUUCAGUUUUUAAUAAACUGCACUUUUUAUUGUCACUGACAAAACAACGUAUGGGGUUUAUAUCAUGCACACAAGCUAAAACUUUGAACAAUAGGCUUUAAAGCUUAAAAAGAGACAGAUUUGCACUCACAUUUGUAUCAAUUAAUUGUUCUUCCCAGAAAAAUCUUUUUGGAUAGACUCUCAAUUCACUGUAUAACAUCAUUUAAGCAUUUUGCUGUUGGGUUGGGUCUUUUUUUUUCUCAUUUUAAUAAACAAUAAAUAAUUUACUAAAUAAUCAUUUAUAUU